Messenger RNA from Daphnia magna, 3516 nucleotides. RefSeq names its product myoneurin. Bases 389 to 2866 code for a protein of 825 amino acids. Gene Ontology annotation, cellular component: nucleus. Lineage: Eukaryota; Metazoa; Arthropoda; Branchiopoda; Diplostraca; Daphniidae. The transcript is spliced from 4 exons. The record is from RefSeq and is a predicted model, not a curated record.
UGGGAAUCUCAUCCGUGUUCAGUCGGCAGCGACGACGACAACUCAACAUUCGUCGUAGUCUCCGCUUUAGUUGACAAGUUCGUGCCCGUGUGUUUAUAGUGUUACCUGACUGUGUUUAUAUAUAUAUAUCCCUCCCUACUCCCCCCCACUUCAAAAAUAAAAAGAAAGAAGAAGAAGAAAACCCACAAGAAACAUUGAGAUAGUUUGCGAAUGCGCGAACGUACGUGACGCUAACAUUUUUCAGCAGUGCAAGGCAAACUUGAGACAAAACAAAAACAAAAAUCACUCGUCGUGUUUGCCAGUGAAACUCGAGAGGAGGAUCAACAAUCCAAUUGAUCAACAAUCGAAAACUUUGUUGUUGUUGUUGGCAUAGAAGAGCAGAGCAGAAAUGGGAGACGGCGAAUCGAGUGCAAACAACAGCAGUUGCAGAAGCAGUCCAGUCAGUUUGGCCGAUCACCAGCACAAACUGACGGACGCGAUCAACACGAGCAGAGACAGUUCGCCGCCAUUGUCCGGUUCGGUCAAGGAGGAAGAGAGCGGCGCCAGGAGUCGGGGCACGUCGAGUCCGUGCGGGAACGCCAUCAACAACAAGCCGUCGGCGCAUCUUUCCUUUUCCAUCGCGCGGCUCAUCAACACGCCCAUGCCCUCGGCCGACGACGACAACUCGCCGACCACAUCGCCAGCUCCCGACCACAGGCCGUCGGCAUCGCAGGCGUCCACCGUCCAAGCGCCGCCCGUUUACCCGAUCCCGAUGAUGUGGGCGCCGACGACGACGACGACGUCCGGCACAAACGCCACCACCGCCAACACCAGGCCGUCGGCAUUUGCAUCUCAAAUGAUGGCCGGCUAUUUGCCUGCGCAGCCCUUGGCCGACGUCGGUGGCAACGGCGCCAGUUUCAAUCAAAUGUUGCGCAACGUUCUGAUGCAUCAGCCGACGGACGCGCUGGCUGCGCUGAUGCGACACUACCAGCAACAGUUUUACGCCAGCGGACAUGCGUUGCCGUUUGCGGCCCACGCCGUCGGACCGUUGCCGCCCGCGUUGAAUUUGAGUGCGGCCAAUUCGAGUGGCACAUCGUCGUCGGCUGCCAAUUUGCAUAAAGUGGAAAUCUUGCGAUCGGCCGCCUCGGCGUCGCUUCACCACCACCAGCAAAAUCGACCGACGCCCCUUUUGGCACCUCAUCGUCUUCACGAUUUUUGGUUUCACCCGGGAUUCGUUCAACAACAACAACAACAACACGGCCCGUCUGCGCCAUUCAAAUCGGCCUUCGUCAAACCCACCGUUAGGCCUAACCAACAACAGCAACAACAUUCCAACCCGGUUGGUCAUGGCGCUAAAUCGAGUAACGCGUCGUCGUCGUCGCACCACCACCACCACCAACAACAAAAACAACAAGAGCAUCCGUUUGUCGGGUCCGUCAAACGGAAACAAGUGCAAGACGACGAAGAGGAGGAGGAGGAGGACGAAGAUGAGGAAGUGAUGAUUGGCGAUGGCGAUGACGUAGACGAAGAGGACGAAGAGGACGACGAGUUGGACGAGGAAGAUUUAGAAGACGACGAGGAUGAGGACGAGGACGAGGAUGAGGACGAGGAAGAUUUGGAAGAGGACGAAGAGAGUCGCGUGAGCAGCAGCGGUGCGCCGGUCGGUUCGGACGACCCGAGUCCCGUUCGCGCCGAUCAGCGACGUCGGCGUCGCAACAACAACGACGCCGCGCUCAAGAACAAACGCGCCCAAAAGAAGAAGAGAAUCGACUCGUCGUCAACGAACCAACGGCCAACGCCCGACGCGACGGCCGAAAAUGGCGAUCAGCCGACGUCGCCGGCCGAUUCUUCGUCCGGCGCAAUCAACGCCACGGCCAACAGCAACAACAGCAGCAGCAACAACAACAACAACAACAGCAAAGGGCGAGUGUUUACGUGUCCGGAUUGCGGCAAAGUGUUCAACGCUCAUUACAACCUGACCCGCCACAUGCCCGUCCACACGGGCGCUCGUCCGUUCGUCUGCAAAGUGUGCGGCAAAGGUUUCCGGCAGGCGUCGACGCUGUGCCGCCACAAAAUCAUCCACACGGCCGAGAAGCCGCACAAAUGCUCCACUUGCGGCAAGGCUUUCAACCGCUCGUCGACGCUCAACACGCACGUGCGCAUCCACGCCGGAUUCAAGCCGUUCGUGUGCGAACACUGCGGCAAGGGAUUCCAUCAGAAGGGCAACUACAAGAACCACAAGCUGACGCACAGCGUCGAAAAGGCCUACAAGUGCGUCGUCUGCAACAAGGCAUUCCACCAGAUCUACAACCUCACUUUCCACAUGCACACGCACAACGACAAGAAGCCGUUCACGUGCCGCAUUUGUGGCAAGGGAUUUUGCCGCAAUUUCGACCUGAAGAAACACACCCGCAAACUGCACGACGCCCACCAACAACAACAACAGACAACAACAGACGGCCUCGUCUGCCAUGGCGGCAGCCAGCAGCGCCACCAUCAAUUCGUCUUUCAGCUCCAACGACGGCGAGCGCAGCAGCCUGGGCAGCAGCAACGGCGCCAGUCCCGUCCACCACAACCAGCCGCCGCGUUCCGUCGUCAAAACGUCGCCCUCGGUGGUCGAAUCGGUCAUGCCAUCACAUCCAUCGGGCGCCAAUCGAAUGGCCAGAGUCAGCGGAGUGGCCAACAAAGCGGCCGCCAAUCAAAACAAACUUCACCAUCCGCCGGAGGCGAUGACUCCGUUGGCCGCAUCGCUUCGCAGUCUUCACCAACACCUCUACCAUCAUUCGGCGCCGACCAUGCCUCCACUGUCAUUAGCAUCGCCCUACCACCCAUCAGCCCCAUCAGUCCCAUCAGCACCAGCACCACCACCACCACCAGACGCAUUUGAUGUCGACUGGAGGAUCGGUGGGAAACUCGUCGGCGUCGUCCAAUCGCAUCCCGACCGGAGGAGCGACCGCAACGGCUCCAUCCCGUUUGUUCCAGAUUUCUUCGCUGUUAUGACCUCCUUUUUAUUGACUAUUUCAUUUUUGUUUUGUUUUUGUUUUUUGUUUUCUUCUGAACCCUCUUUCAUGGCUUUCUCGCGCAAAAAAACAAAAAAACAAAAACCAAUUGUUGUUACAUCUUCCUUAUUCACAUUCAUAUUUUGUCCUUUCUUUUUUGAAAAUUGCUGAAUUUAUUCAUUGAUUCUAUCAUACACAUGUCUCUAUCGGGAAUAUAAACCACAAUGUACAGUACGCCCCAACGUCAAGUCUUUGAUUGUCAUCAUUCCUUACUCGAUCUCGCAUCUGCAAUGCGAUCAAGAUGGCCAACCGACUGCUGUGGGGCGAUAUGCCGGACAACCACCAACGACAACAACAACAACAACAUCGACAAAAAUGUAGAGUAUUAUAGCUGUCAACGACAGCCGCGUAUGUGAACGUUAACGAGCUCUGUUUGAUUGCUGCCCUAUAACACGACGUUUGGUCACGUCUAUAUAGUUAUAAUAAAAGACCUGACAUCAUCAUCCUCAUCAUCGGUGAAUAUUCUUUUGACCCGGCC